Canariomyces notabilis is the source of this 1383-nucleotide messenger RNA. RefSeq names its product nagb/rpia/CoA transferase-like protein. Lineage: Eukaryota; Fungi; Ascomycota; Sordariomycetes; Sordariales; Chaetomiaceae. The record is from RefSeq and is a predicted model, not a curated record. The coding region runs from base 1 to 1383 and encodes 460 amino acids. The transcript has 2 exons.
AUGGCUACUGAGAGCAAUGGGGCUCCGCUAGGAGCCCCAGCAUUGCAGGACGGGACCAAGAGCGCACCAGCCCCAAGCAACACUCCCGCCGUCGCCACCAGUCAAGAGAAGCUCACUCCUGCGCAGUUGAAAGCCAAGGCAAAGGCUGAGAAAGCGGCAAGGCGGGCACAAGUAAAAGAAGCCAGAGCAGCCGCUGCGUCAGCCCUGCCGACAGCACAAGCGGGUGGCACGGGUGCGGACGCAAAGGGGAAUAAGGGCAAGGGAAAACAAGAUGGACAGCCGGGGCCAGGGAAAGGUGGGCAGGUGCAAGCACAUCAGUCAUCAGUGAGCGGGCGCCGGCCGUCCAUGCCGGCGGUUGAAAAGGAUGCUAGGAGUGGAAUCCCCGAAUGCUUCAGCCAUGUGCCCAUGGCCAAGCGGAUCCAAACCUCCCAGGCGCAUAAGGACGUACACCCUGCUGUGCUUGCAGUCGGCCAGCAGAUGGCUACCUUCGGUCUGAAGGAUAGUAUCUCCCGGCUUCAGGCUACCAUGCUGGCGUUCCGGAAGGUGAUUGAAUCGUACGAGACGCCCAAGGGGAACUCGUUAUCUCGGCACUUUGUCCCUCACGUCCUGAAUCCCCAGAUCGAGUACCUCACCGAGUGCAGGCCAAUGUGCUUCGCCAUGGGUAACGCCAUUCGACUGCUCAAGGCCAAGGUCAACAAAUUUGACAUCAACACUCCUGAGGAUGAAGCAAAGGAGGAACUUCUUGAAUGGAUCGACUACUUGCUUCACGAGCGGAUCGCUUUGGCCGAGUUUGUCAUUGCGCGGAAUGCAGCUCAGUCAAUCAACGAGGGCGAUACCAUUCUCACAUACGGUUGGCACCGGCUAGUCGAGAAAACACUCAUCCGAGCGAAGAAAAGCGGCAAGACGUUUGGUGUCACCAUCAUUGACGAUCCUUAUGAGCGUGGCGGCCAAGAGCUCGCCAAGAGGCUCCGGCAAGUGGGCAUUGAGGUGCUUUAUUCUCCCAACCUUGGUGGUCUACGACCCAAGGUGGCGGCGGCGUCGAACGUCUUUCUUGGGGGGGAGGCCAUCUUUGCCAAUGGUUCGCUCAAUGCACCUUCUGGAACGGCCGACGUGGCCAUGGCGGCCAUGAAUGCGGGCACCAAGGUGAUUGUGCUCUGUGAAACCAUCAAUUUCGACCGGGAGCGCGUGUCAGUGGAUGCGCUGACAUACAAUGAAAUCGAUCCUGAGAGGAACACGGCCGACAAUUUUCGGUUGCUGUUCGAUAACACCCAUGAUAAGUAUAUCACGGGCGUCAUCACCGAGUUUGAGAGCGGCGGCGGGAACUCACCCGCCCAAGCCAUCCUGGCGCUGCUAAGGAAACAGGAAGACCCUCUCAUCGCCUGA